Schistocerca cancellata (South American locust) is the source of this 613-nucleotide messenger RNA. RefSeq lists its product as uncharacterized. NCBI's taxonomy places the organism in Eukaryota, Metazoa, Arthropoda, Insecta, Orthoptera, Acrididae. The transcript is spliced from 4 exons. The record is from RefSeq and is a predicted model, not a curated record. The coding region runs from base 55 to 474 and encodes 139 amino acids.
AUUUGUCACAACUGCUGUUCAUUACCGUCUUGCGUAGUGUAAGGUUCUUUCUACAUGUUAGACAUGGAGGACGACACCAUGGAGGCUCGCAGCACACAUGAGUUUAACUUAAGUCCUGUGACAGGAAGUACGGCGAGCGGAGACUUCAGCAACAGCGAGGAGCAGUGGGCGUGGCUGCGAGACGUCCGCCGCCAAUUGCGAGCCGACUCCGCAGCUAUGGAUCCCGUGGCAGAACUGCGCAUGCCGUCCACAAAACGCAGCGUCUCGCCCUUGCGUAUGCCAUGGGGUGGAAACCAUAAAGUCCCUCCAAGAGAUCCAAUGGAUGUACUAAAGUCUUGCAUUCUCUACAAACAGAUGAAGGCAGAAGAGAGACGGCAGCAAUACAUUGAACAAAAGAUAUACAACACAAGAUUAAAACUCCAGAGAAACUAUUUACAUUUGGCAGAUUCAUCUGAAAUAUUCAAGGAUUUGUAAAGCUCACAAAUAGUACUAUGAAGUUUGCAGUUUCAUUUUGUGUCACAAUCCAAGACUUCUAUUAGUAACAGAAUCAAACACAUGGUGUCUGAGAGAAAUUUCUGUAGUUAAAUUCUUGUGUUUCUUUUGUAAUUCUUUA